CAAUGUGAUUGGUCGUCUUUGAUGCCGUUAGUUACUAUAUUUAGAACAGCCAAAAUCGAAAUAUAAAAAGAGACUGGUCAGCGGAGUUACCAUUCAGGCCAAAUCUGCACCAAAAGAUUUGCGAACUUGAGAAUGGAAUCAGUUUUGUAUUGGGUAUUUGACCAACACCGUUAUCGGAAUUCUACAAGCUAACGAUGGCUACGCGAACUUAUACAAUCAAAGACAAAGAAAUAGAGAUAAAAUUUGAAAUAGACGCUCGAUAUAAGCUUAUUGAGAGCAUUGGCAAUGGUGCAUAUGGGGUCGUCUGCUCGGCUUUGGACACCAAAACUGGUGCAAAAGUUGCUGUUAAAAAGAUUCCUAGAACUUUCGAUGUGCUCACAGUAGCGAAAAGGACUUAUAGAGAACUUAAGAUAUUACGGCACUUUAAACACGAUAAUAUUAUUUGUAUUCGAGACAUCAUGAAGCCUCCAGAAAACUCAGAUGAAUUUGAGGAUGUAUAUGUUGUGUUUGACUUGAUGGAAGCGGAUCUACAUCGAAUUAUUCACUCAAAUCAACCGCUUACUGACGAACACGUUCGAUAUUUCCUUUACCAAAUUUUACGUGGUUUGAAGUACAUUCAUUCAGCAAAGGUUCUACACAGAGACCUAAAGCCUAGUAACUUACUCGUGAACGAAAAUGCUGAGCUAAGAAUCGGCGAUUUUGGGAUGGCACGAGGGCUGUGCUCCUCCCCAGUCGAACAGAAGCGAGUCAUGACGGAAUAUGUGGCUACUAGAUGGUACAGAGCGCCGGAGCUGAUGCUUUCGUUAAAUGAGUAUUCAGAAAGUAUAGAUAUGUGGUCGGUUGGAUGUAUUCUUGCUGAGAUGCUGGGAAGAAAACAUCUUUUUCCUGGAGCGAACUACUUGAACCAACUUCAGCUCAUUCUCAGUGUCACUGGCACACCAUCAGAAAGUUUUAUCCAAAGAAUGGGAGCAGAAAGAGUCAAGACAUACCUUCACCGUUUACCAAGCAAAGAACCGGUACCUUUUACGAAGAUUUUCCCUAAUGCUCAUCCAGAUGCUGUGGAUUUAUUAAGCAAAAUGCUACAACUGGAUCCUAAACAAAGAAUAUCAGUUGAAGAUGCUUUGAAGCACCAGUUUUUAAAGGAUUAUCAUAAUGUCGAUGACGAACCAGCAUGCUACAAAGAAUUAGACUUUGAUUUUGAUAAUGUACUUAUGACCAAAGAGGCUCUCAAGGAUGCUAUUAAAAUGGAAAUAGAGGACUUUCAGAGGAAGAAAAUGUUGAUGCUCUCUCCUGUCUUAUCAACUGUUAAUACUGCAAACGAAAGUACAGCAGAAAAUAAAGGUGUUUCAGCUCUGACUCUUGCUGCAAUACAACAGAAGGGAACACAAAAUUUAAAGAGAAAAAAUGACAAAGGCCACCAAAAGGGGAACAAGAAACCAAGACAAAAGAAACAAUCUAAAGAGAAUAAUGAUCAAAAUAAAGAUGAGUCUGGUUUGAGUGAAACAGACAAAAAACUCCUUGAAAGAUGGGAAAACAUGAGAAAAAAGACUAAACCCUUCAUUCAUCCAAUUCGCAAGUACAUGGAGGAACUAAAUGCAUUGAAAGAGGAAGCAAUUGAACUAGGAAAUCAAACAGAAACUGUAAUGCCUACACCUGGUGCUUCCCAACCAAUACAGCAGUUUCAGUUUACGCAAUUUGUUCCACAGGAUUGCAAUGGCAAUGUUGCUACUCUAAAAGCAGUCAAAGUACCAUUCACAGUUGCUCCAAAUCUUUUGAUACAACAAAGUACAACACAAUCUCUUGUUAGUGAAAUUCAAGGUAAAGAGAAUACAGCUACAGCCAUUCCUGCCUCAAACAUAACAAAGCCAUGUAAUCCUCUUUCAACUUUAAAGGCUCCAUUGCUAUGUGAUAAGGUCCCUUUGAACAUUCUUCCUAAUUUGAAGCAAAUUACAUCAACAACACUUGCAAAUACAACAACUGCUGCCAUGGCAACAUCCAUUCCACAAGCAAGUACAGCUUCUCUGAGCAAGCCAAGUAUUACAACCAAUGGAAACACAAUGCAAUCUAGUUAUCUUCAAAUGCCUUCUUUCCCAGUCGUUCAUGCAGUUGCCCCAGCAAUUGCCCAAGUGCUGCCAGGCAAGAUUGCAUUACCAAAAGCUAUUAAUGCUGCCCCAACAAAGGCUCAUCAACCCAUCCAUCCACAAUCAUUGCAAUAUGCUAUAGCACCUUUAAAUUCAACCCCAACUCUUCAAGUCUUCAAUUCACCCGUGUCUCUUGUACCAGCAGCAGUUUCCAAGGCAGGCAAUGCAGGCAAUGAAGCCACAAGUGGUGGAGCAUUUCAACUUAUAACUUUAUCAAACAAACCAAACAUUCUCAACACAGUGCAAAAAGUUAUACCAAGUCAACAAACAUUACCAAGUAAUAAUGUACAAGUAACCACACCAACUGUUUCMAUGGGAGUAGUCACUACAUAUAUGCCUUGUUCAAGAACUUCAAAAACUACAGUAUCAACUCAGCAAAAUUUGGUUCCACUAAGCUCAAUUACUUCUGUUGGAAAUAUAAGUACAACUUCUGUCCUUCCUUCAGUACCAGAGACAUUAGCAACCACAGUACCUUCAAAUAUUCUCUCACUUCCAGUUCCACUCACUAACAUUCCUACAACAUCCACUUUUGUUUCAAGUGAGGGCCCUACAUGCAUAACUAAUGCAAUUCCUAAUUCUGGAAUUGUCAGACCUACACAAAGUCAUACCCAAUUGUCUACACAAGUCAUACCCACUGGAAGAAUCUCUACUGCAUCCACAGCUAUUUCCUCUGUUCAAAGCUACACGUCAAGUCAAGUCAGCUGUGCUGCAGCCAAUGUGUCCAGCAGUUCAAACAGACUUAAUACCAAGGAAACGUCUUGUGGUCUUACAGUUUCAACAUCGAGAGAGCAAGAAGCCAUUACACAACAAAAUGUUUUAGUUGGAAAUUCUACACUCGAGAUUGCAGUGACUCAGCCUCAAACGUUAACUAGCUCUUGGAAUAUACUGAACAAUGUUCUGAAUGGAUCCAGCAAUCAGUCAAGUUCAUACUCCACAACCUUUCUGAGCAAUCCAGAUCCUAACCUCAUGUUCGCAACUUCAAGCACACAAAACUCUACAUCAAACCAGCAAUCACAACCACUGGAAAACAUUUCCCCUGCUACACUUACUACAGAGCAACAACAGUUUCUGCAGUUCCUUGCUGGAGAAAGUAACCUUCUUAGUGGUCAAAGUCAAUUACAAAGACUUCUAUCGGCGGUUGGUGAGCAAGACACUUCCGAUGACAGUUCUUGGCAAAAUGAAAGCUUCAUGGAUGAUACCACCACACAAGAAAAGACCGUAGAGGAAGUUAUAUAUAGUAAUUGCCUGUCAGCAAAAGCUAAAGGUGCUGGAAGUGGCUAUGGAUUAGGAAUUGACAUUGAAGAAUUGUUUGCCAAUUCAGGAGCUGAACUCAACCUGCUGAGUCCAUCGAUUCCUACUAGCAACAGCAACCUUCUUAGUAGUCCCUGUUUAUCAGCAUCCCUACUAUCUGAUUGGCUGGCUGGACAAGAAAUAUUACCCGUCGAUAUGGAAGAAAUACAGAAGGAAUUAGAAUCAAACUCUGCACUGGCACUGUUUCAAGAAAUUGACAGUUCAUAGAAAACACCAACAAUUUAAACUCAAAACCUUGUAUUUGAAACUGUCAUCAUCAAGUCUCAUUUAGGGAGUGUAAAAAAAUAACAAGAAAAUAACAACAACAACAAUAACAGCAAAGAAACAAAGCUACAUUUAAAAAACAACAACAUACACAAUCCAAAG
Messenger RNA from Exaiptasia diaphana, 3818 nucleotides. RefSeq names its product probable serine/threonine-protein kinase DDB_G0277165. Gene Ontology annotation, molecular function: ATP binding; protein serine/threonine kinase activity. The transcript has 5 exons. The record is from RefSeq and is a predicted model, not a curated record. NCBI's taxonomy places the organism in Eukaryota, Metazoa, Cnidaria, Anthozoa, Actiniaria, Aiptasiidae. Gene Ontology annotation, biological process: intracellular signal transduction; protein phosphorylation; cell surface receptor signaling pathway. Gene Ontology annotation, cellular component: nucleus; cytoplasm. Bases 195 to 3659 code for a protein of 1154 amino acids.